CCUGGCAGCCCCAAUGAGAUGGGCAGAUGGAGUGAUAGCAAGCUGUGUGCCGAAAAAGACGCGCUGGUAGGAGGGAGCCAUGCCACUUUCAUGAUCCACAGGCGUAGAGUGCAGGGAUGGUACAACAUCAUCAUUCAGAGCUCCAAGGGGCCACCAAAGCCCAGCAUCAGUGCCAUAUCAUACCCCAACUUCUGUUCACAUACUUUCACAUUCCUGAAACAGUGAGUAAAUGACCACCUCGUCCUCCUUCACUCUCUCCGUUUCUUUCCCUGUGAUCCUUCAAGAAAACUGGAACAAGGGAGUCCAUCUUGUAUCAAGUGUGAAAAUCAAUAGUGUUCAAAGCACCUGCUGGGAGAUCUAGUUCCCACUGGAUCCUGAAACUCUCUGACUGACCAUGAGCCACUCACAUUCUCAGCCAUUCUAACCUCCCAGUGAGGAUAAAAUGAGAAGGACAGAUAUGUAUGUUCCCUUGACAAAUCUGAGAGAAAAGUAUGGAUAUAAAAAGGUUUCCAGAUAGGGAAAAAAAUAUUUGAAAGCCCCAGGUUUCGUGCAAAGUGAUUUUAUUUUGGAAAUUUAAGUGACGUUAUCCACAUCCCCAACUACACUCAGCCUGCUAAUUGUAUGAGUUUAGCUUUUGCAGAUCUUAUUAUUUGUAGAAUUGACUAAUAUGUUCUCUUUUCUGCUAAAAGUUGACCAUGCUGGAGCGCCUAGAGAUUCCCAAAGAGAUGUCAUCAGGUUAAAAAAGAAAAGUAUUCUUAAUUCACUAUAUCUAUAGUUACAUAUCUACUGGCUGCCCCUGCCUAUGACAAUUUCAGUUCCAGUUCAGAGGAAUGUAUUAAUUUUCUGUCAGGGCUUAGGAAAGUUAUUCUUUUGGAAUGCAGCAGAAUUGUCCAGCUGGUUGGCAGAUGUAGGGCUAUUGUCCAAAAAAGGUAUUUUUCUAGAAUCUAUGAUAUAUUGAAUUCUGCCUAAGAGAACUAAAAGUUUGUCCCUGAAUAGUCUGUGAAUGCAGAUGUGAUCUCCCUAAGCAAGAACUGCUCAGAUUGUGUGGGCACAUCUUUUAGAAAGGCAGCAAGAGAUAGCUGGCAAUGAACAUGAUAAGAAAGGCCGGAAGGAACUUAAUGGAGACCUGGUAUAACUGUCCAGCAAAGCAGCAACAAAAGAAUCAUCCAAGACUUCAUCAAGAGGGAGAGAACAACUUAUUAAUACUGGGAAGAAAUCGGAAUAGAGAAAAAAACACAAGUGAUUGUGAGAAGAGAUGGAUGCGUUCACCUCCUUUCCAUUCAACAGAAACAUUGAAUUUCCACCAUCUAGCUACAAUGAUUUUUACAACUUUAGCUGGGAUGGCGACUGGCUCUCGGAAUCUAACUAUAAUGAACUGCACAGCACUUGGGUGAUGAAAGCUAUUUCCAUAGCAAUUUACAGUGUCACCUUGUUUUGGGGGGCUGUGGGCAAUGGCCUUGUUAUUUUCCUCACAGGUUUCCAUCUCAAGAAGACAGUGACCACCAUAUGGUAUCUCAACCUUGCUGUGGCUGACUUUGUUUUUGCUAUUUGUCUCUCUUCAGAGAUUCUUUAUGCUGUCCUGGAUCACUGGCCAUUGGGGAGGGCUUUGUGUAAACUUGACAUGGUGGUGCCCUUCCUCAACAUGUUUGCCAGUGUCUUCUUCUUGACCGCCAUCAGUGCUGACCGCUGUGUUUCGGUAGUUCAUCCAGUCUGGGCCUUGAAUAACCGUACUCUCCGACUGGCUUCCAUCGUAGCUGCAGCCAUCUGGGUGACUGCCUUGACCUUCAGCUUGCCUUACUUCAUCUUCCGUGACACAGAACACAUAUGGGAUGGCACUAUACAAUGCACAUACAACUUUGGUUCGGAGGAUGCCAGCAGUCUAUGGACACACCGUUCUUUGGUGAUUACUGAAUUGGUGGUAGGUUUUCUCAUCCCCUUCCAUAUCAUUUUGGGCUGCUACUGUGCCAUCGUCAUCAAGUUAAGAGGGAAGAUCUUUGGUCGGUUUAGCCGAUCCUUCAAAAUCAUAGUAGCGGUAGUUGUGGCUUUCUUCUGUUGCUGGUUCCCCUACCACCUCUUUGCCAUUUUUGAUGUGCUGGAGCAUGACAACUUUGAAAUGAAAAUAAUCCUUGAUAUAGGAAUGCCAUUGGCUCACAGUCUGGUCUGCCUCAACAGCUGCCUGAACCCACUCUUGUAUGCCUUCAUUGGCCCCAAUUGCAGACGAACUGACUGCCGAUCAUUCCUGUCCACCUUUAAAGGAGCUUUCAGUGAAAACUGGGUGGUGUCCUCUUUCUCCAGCAACAGAAACUCCAGUUCCACAUCAGGUGUGGAAUCUAGCAUGGUUUGAAUUAUCCUUGCUCAGACUUAGAUGCAGUCAGUAUUCAGUACCAUCAAAGAAGUGCAAGCUAGAUUUGCAAACCAAACUCCUUGUGCAACUUGGUGGAGAUCUCCGGAAGAUGCAAGAAAGGAUUUGUUUUCACUGAGUAUGCAAUAUGUUAUGCAAUAUGUUUUUU
This is a messenger RNA of Anolis carolinensis (green anole), 2510 nucleotides long. Its product is annotated as chemerin-like receptor 1. NCBI's taxonomy places the organism in Eukaryota, Metazoa, Chordata, Lepidosauria, Squamata, Anolidae. Gene Ontology annotation, molecular function: complement receptor activity; N-formyl peptide receptor activity. The coding region runs from base 1256 to 2344 and encodes 362 amino acids. Gene Ontology annotation, cellular component: plasma membrane. The record is from RefSeq and is a predicted model, not a curated record. The transcript is spliced from 2 exons. Gene Ontology annotation, biological process: complement receptor mediated signaling pathway; positive regulation of cytosolic calcium ion concentration; phospholipase C-activating G protein-coupled receptor signaling pathway.